This is a messenger RNA of Sardina pilchardus (European sardine), 844 nucleotides long. RefSeq names its product gap junction Cx32.2 protein-like. Gene Ontology annotation, biological process: cell-cell signaling. The transcript is spliced from 2 exons. The record is from RefSeq and is a predicted model, not a curated record. Gene Ontology annotation, molecular function: gap junction channel activity. Lineage: Eukaryota; Metazoa; Chordata; Actinopteri; Clupeiformes; Clupeidae. Gene Ontology annotation, cellular component: connexin complex. The coding region runs from base 63 to 767 and encodes 234 amino acids.
CAUAUGAUUCUCUUGUUCCGUUGUGCACUGGACUUGAAUCAGGAACCUCCGGCACAGACAAAAUGAGUCAAUUAAAACGCCUGUCUACAUUGCUGACAAAGGUGCGAGCCCACACCACGGUCAUCGGGAGGGUGUGGAUGUCUGUUCUGUUCCUUUUCCGGAUCAUGGUGCUGGGGGCUGGUGUUGAGAAAGUUUGGGGUGACGAGCAGUCCAAGAUGAUCUGUAACACCAAACAGCCGGGUUGCAAAAACGUUUGCUACGACAAGGCCUUCCCCAUCUCCCACGUUCGCCUGUGGGUGAUGCAAAUCAUCUUCGUCUCCACGCCCACCCUGCUAUACCUGGCUCACGUCGUCCAUGUCACGCAGAAGGAGAAAAAGCUCAGGGAGAAACUGCAGAACAAUGCAGAGAAUGGAACGCUGAAGAUGCCCAAGUACACGGACGACAAGGGCAAGGUCUACUACACCAAGGGCAGCCUCUUGGGCAGCUACAUGACCAGCCUGGUGUUCAAGAUGAUCCUGGAGGUUGCGUUCAUCGUGGGCCAGUAUUACCUCUACGGCUUCAAGUUCAUGGCCAAGAUAGUGUGUGAAGGAGACCCGUGCCCCCUCAGGGUGGAGUGCUACAUGUCGCGGCCCACGGAGAAGACCAUCUUCAUCAUCUUCAUGCUGGUGGUGGCCUGUGUUUCCCUGCUGCUGACCGUGGUGGAGAUCUUCUACCUGAUAAACAAGGCAUACAAGAAAACGCAGACAUACAGACAGAGAAGACAGUGAUUUAUGCUCUGACUGUGUUUAACCAUGACACUGUUUUACUGGCAUAAUAUCGACAAAUAAUCUGCACCCUCUCUAUA